This is a messenger RNA of Sinocyclocheilus rhinocerous, 2067 nucleotides long. Its product is annotated as protein FAM114A2-like. The coding region runs from base 127 to 1665 and encodes 512 amino acids. The record is from RefSeq and is a predicted model, not a curated record. Lineage: Eukaryota; Metazoa; Chordata; Actinopteri; Cypriniformes; Cyprinidae. The transcript is spliced from 14 exons.
UGCUUCAUUCCUCAAUGGAAGAGCGAGUGUAACGGGAAAAACAAAACACAGCAGGGCUAAGUCCAGUGACGUGGCCGCUCGAUAGAGAAGAGAAACAGGGGCAAUAGGAGACUGGUAUGUGCUCAGAUGUCUGACAACGAAAGCUCCACAAGUGACCAAACAGAGAAAUCAAUGGACCAAGAGCCCAAAGAGCCUUCAACACCCACCGGAGAUGAGCCCUCAGCUGAAACUCAGAGUGACAGCUCUACUGAUGUAGCACCAACCCGAAAGACCAGGAGAAGACCAGAACAUAAACCUCCACCAGAAGAACAGAAGAGCCCAGAGACACAAAAACCAGCAGAAAGAGCUUUAGACCCCUCCCCAGAGACGACUGUUUCCCAGGGAGGUUGGGGUUACUGGGGUAGCUGGGGUAAAUCUAUCCUCUCCACUGCUACUGCCACUGUAGCUACUGUGGGCCAAGGGUUGACACAGGUCAUUGAGAAAGCUGAGACAUCUCUAGGAAUCCCAAGUCCUGAGGAGCUUUCAGCUCAAGCGGAAAAAGAAAAAACUGAUGAUUCAGCCAGUAGUAAGGAAAAUAAAGAUGAAGAGGAGAAGAUGAAUGGGAUGGGUGGUGCUAUGGGAAUGAUCUCCUCCAGUAGUAUGGGAAUGCUGUCAUCUUUAACCACUGUAGUUCAGAGUACGGGUAAGACAGUAAUAAGUGGUGGUCUGGAUGCAUUGGAGUUUAUUGGGAAGAAGACCAUGGAUGUGAUAGCAGAGGGAGACCCUGGCUUUAAGAAAACAAAGGGACUGAUGAACAGAAACUCCACACUGUCACAGGUCUUGAGGGAAGCAAAAGAACGUGAGGAGCAGCAGAAAGCUGAAAACGUCACUUCAGAAACAGACAAGAAGGCUCAUUAUGGGCUGUUGUUUGAUGAAUUUCAAGGCCUGUCCCAUCUGGAGGCUUUGGAGAUCCUCUCUAGAGAGAGUGAAGCCAAGGUGAAAUCAGUGCUGACCACUCUAUCUGGUGAGGAGUUAGCUAAACUAAAACAAGAACUACAGGACAUUAAAGAGCCUUUUUCCCUUAUGGAGUUUGACGACGAGGUGGAUGAUGAUGCGAAGGGGGUUGAUGGCGAGGAUUUUGUGAAGGAACUGACGGAUGUCCUUGAAAGACUACAGAUUUCCACAUCAGCAGACAAACUUUGCAAGGCAAGAAAAAAUGCAUUCAACCAUAUCACAAACAUGAAGCAACAAAGUGAAAACCCACAGCAAGAAGAAGAGGAGAAAGAACAGAAAACGGCAGUGUCGAAAUGCAGUGUUGAGGAGGCCCAUUUGUCUGCCAUUACAAGCCUGGCCGAGUUCACAGCCAGAUCCAUAGAGCAGUUCCACAAAACAGCUGAAAUGCUGCUCCACUGUAACCCUGAGGGGGUGACGACCACAGAACAAGCCAAAGUCCUAUCACAAGUUACUAUUGUUAUUUGCAAGGAGGUAUCACUACUAUCCAAAAAGUUCACGUCGUGUUUGACUACCAUUGGGGCAAAUGAAAAGGGAGAAGUUCUCAAUCCACUUAUUACCAGUAUUUUUCUGGAGGCAUCAAACAGUGCAUCAUAUAUCCAGGACGCGUUCCAGCUCCUCAUGCCAGUGCUGGAAGUGUCUCAUAUUCAGAGGACGGUGGAGUCGGCACAGUGAUAACCACUCAGAAACACUUUACUGCGCCAACUAAGAUUUUAAUAACAAAAAAACAAAAACAACAUGCAACAUCAUAUGAUGGAAGUAAAAUAAUUUGUGAUUUACAUUCAAGUAGAUACGGGAAGCACAUGACAUACUGUAUGGUGUGCACAGCUUUUUGCACAUUCAUUGAUUGUUGGCUUUUUUCCUAUCUUAUUAUAUUUUUGAAUAGACUCGGUGUCAGAACUCUUCCUAUAACUGACAGUGUCUGAAUGAAUACAGUAAUUUAAAUAAAUAUAUUUUAUGUCAACAUUUAUAAUGAAAGGUGUUAAAAAGAUUAUUUCUAUUCAUUUAAGACUUACAUUGAUUUCAAAUAAUUAUGUAAGUCAUAUCAGUAUUCAUGUUCAAUUAUCUUUUAAAUAA